Molecule: messenger RNA, 378 nt
Organism: Cyclospora cayetanensis
Lineage: Eukaryota; Apicomplexa; Conoidasida; Eucoccidiorida; Eimeriidae
Product: 60S ribosomal protein L31
Exons: 3
Coding region: 13-378 (121 amino acids)
Biological process (GO): cytoplasmic translation
Cellular component (GO): ribosome; cytosolic large ribosomal subunit
Molecular function (GO): structural constituent of ribosome
Source: RefSeq, a predicted model, not a curated record
AAACGCGCAAAGAUGGCGGUAAAAGGUGGAAAGAAGCGUGCCACAAAAUCUCUGCAGCCAAUCUGCAGGGAUUACACCAUUCACCUUCACAAGGUUGUGCACGGCAUUCAGUUCAAGAAAAGGGCACCCCGAGCAAUCCGUGAAAUUAAGAAGUUUGCAGAGAAGGUUAUGCAUACCAAGGAUGUUCGCAUCGACACAAAGUUGAACAAGCAUAUCUGGAGCAACGGUAUCCGGAAUCUUCCCCGCCGCGUACGUGUACGCAUGGCGCGUCGCCUGAACGACGAUGAAGAUGCCGCUGAGAAGUUCUACACCCUUGUGCAGCAUGUUCCAGUCGCGUCUUUUGCCUGCUUGAACACAGAAAAAGUCAACGAGGACUAG